This is a messenger RNA of Ogataea philodendri, 708 nucleotides long. RefSeq lists its product as uncharacterized. The transcript has a single exon. Lineage: Eukaryota; Fungi; Ascomycota; Pichiomycetes; Pichiales; Pichiaceae. The coding region runs from base 1 to 708 and encodes 235 amino acids. The record is from RefSeq and is a predicted model, not a curated record.
AUGAUAUAUUCAACUGUGCGCAAAUCUAAUUGCAUUUCUGUCUUCAAAUGCAAGAACCGACCAGGAGUAGCAAUAAUCACAUCAGGGUUGGCCAUCAUGGCUCCAAACUGGUCUUCCAUCGAGUCUCCACCAAUAAGCAGCAACGACCGCAGAUCAGAUCCACGACUAAACUCUUUAAAUUGCUUGGACGUUUGCAUAGCCAAUUCACGAGAUGGAGAAAGAAUAAUAGCACGAACACCGAUCUUGGCAACGUGGGUCUUGAGUUUCUCGAUCAGAGGCAACAAAAACGCAGCGGUUUUACCAGAACCGGUUCUGGCCAUUCCAACAACGUCUCUGUUCGAUAUAAUCAAUGGAAUAGUCUUACGUUGGAUAGGUGUUGGUUGUCUGUACCCCUUCUUGCUCAAAUUGGUCAAAAUGUGUUUUGAAAGACCAAAAGACGCAAACGUGCCGUUCUUGGCCUUCUUUGCAGCCGGCUGGUUCAAAAAGAAAUCCCCACUAUCUUUGUCCUCGUCGUCUGAAAGCUCAAGACUAGGAAAUCCUUUUGUUUCCACCUUCUGUCUCUUUGACGGCACCUCUUCCGUAUCGCUGUCUAUGAUCUCAUCCUGGAUUUCUCCUUCGCUCUCAUAUCCGCUUUCGCUGUCAACAUCGUCAUCAACUAGCUUGCUAGCGAUAUCAAACUCUUCAUCAGACAUGGCUACUAAUGUAUAA